Molecule: messenger RNA, 1668 nt
Organism: Tricharina praecox
Lineage: Eukaryota; Fungi; Ascomycota; Pezizomycetes; Pezizales; Pyronemataceae
Exons: 5
Coding region: 1-1668 (555 amino acids)
Cellular component (GO): membrane; mitochondrion
Molecular function (GO): FAD binding; D-arabinono-1,4-lactone oxidase activity
Source: RefSeq, a predicted model, not a curated record
AUGAGUCCUACCGUGUAUGAAGACGCCGCGAAGGAGAAGGUUAUGGUGGCCCACAUCGGCCUCGCGUUCGAAAACUGGGGGUUGACCGUAAGCAACACCCCCGCCUUCACCUUCGUCCCGACGACCGUGUACGGCCUGCAGAGCCUGAUCCAGUGGGCACGGGACAGCGACAAGCGUGUACGAGCGGCCGGGCACAGGCACAGCUGGACGUCGCUGUUCUCCGAGGACAACGAGGUGUUCGUGUCCAUGCUCGAUCUCAAGACCGCCACCAACGUGCCGGAUCCGAGCUCGAUCCUACCGGAUAAUCUAAGUAACCUAGCAAAUGAGUUCAAGACGAUCGAGCUACAAGACGUGACCGGAAAUACGGACGGGAAGGCUCUCGUAAGGAUCGGCGCUGCGGUCACGAACGAGGAGUUGAGGAGGUGGUCGGUCAGGGGGGAUGCGUGGGCACUGUCGUUGAAUACCAUUAUCGUCGAAAUCACCGCCGGCGGCGCCAACGCGCCCCUCUGCCACGGUGCAGGAAUCCGGAGCAAAACCAUCAGUGAUCUCGUACGCAAGAUCGAAUACGUAGAUGCCAACGGCAUUCACCGGUCGAUCGAGGACGCCGCGCAACUACGUGCUGCGGCGGGCUCCCUCGGCCUCCUGGGAAUCGUCACGCACAUCACCCUAGAGAUGGACACGAUGACUUACGCCCAGCUCAAGCCGCUGAAGCAGGAUGUUAACCUGGCCAUUCCGCCACCGACGGGGUAUACCGUGCCCCAGGCUAUAAGAAAGUCUUAUUCUCCUGCGAGGCUGGAAGCCGCGAGACUGGCGUUCAUCAAGAAGGCGGAGGAGAGUCAUUACAGUGAAUGGUUCUGGUUCCCGUAUCAACAGCAAGCCUACAUCAACUGCUGGGACACGACGCAGGACAGCACAGGCGCGAUCGACUACCCGACCUACCCCGACACAUUCCUGCAAUGGUUACAAGGCUGGCUAGGCGGAGUAGCCAACGACUCAUUGCUCUUCCGCGCGCUCCCCGGGCACUGGCAAGCGCAAAUCCUCGCGUCGCUGGCCAUGCUCGCGCUCCCGACGCAAGAGGCAAAGACCUACCUCCCAGACGGCCUCCACUUCCGGCGGGGCGUGCAGAACAUGCGGGUGCGGGACAUGGAGCUUCAGAUCCCGAUUCCGGCGCGGGCCGACGACGCGACGAAGGCGGACUGGGGCGUCGUGCAGAAGGCGUGGUGGGACGCGAUCCAGGCGGUUUAUGAAGACCCUACGGCGCCGAUGCGCAUCGCGCUCGAGAUGCGGAUCACCGGCGCGAGUGAUAUGAUCAUGGCCGCGCAGACGAAUAAUUCCUUCGGUACGGCGAGCAUAGAGAUUCUGACUACUAUGCCCGCCGUCGCGGAGGACGUCUGGGAGCCGUUCGCACAGAAGAUCACGGAUCUGUGGACGUCGUAUCAGGCUAAUGGGCAGCUGCUCAACGUGCGCCCACAUUGGGCGAAGGAGUGGGAUGGAUAUACGGUGCAGGGACAGUCGUGGAGACAGCGGCUAAAGACGGUGUCGUAUAAAGACCAGAUUCCGGAGUUCUUGGCUGUGCUUGGGGAGAUUGGGGAGGAGCAGGGCUUUACAGUGGAGGAUCUACAGAAGAGGUUUUCGAAUCCGCUACUGGAUGAGAUUUUUUUUGAUUAA